AUGCUCGGAAAGGAAUGGAGUGCUCUGUUGAAACUGAUUCAAGAUGUUUCGGCGGUUUUCUCUAUUGUGAUCAACACUUUUCUGAUCGCCCUAAUUCUCACAAAGUCCCCAAAACAUUUGGGCGCAUAUAAAUGGCUUAUGAUCUACAUUUCAGUUUUUGAGAUUUUCUACUCAAUUCUAGAUGUAUUUCUAGUUCCGCAACACUAUUCCCACGGCCCCACAUUUCUGGUCAUUGUUGGUCUUAAGGACAAACUAUUCGGCCCCCCGGGUCUUCUGAUUCUUAACUCCUGCUACUGGGGAUGCUUCGGUGCAUCGAUGGCUAUGUUCGCAGUUCAUUUUGUCUACCGAUGGCUUGUUGUUACAAAACACCCAUUGAUCGAAACAUUUUACGGAUGGAAAAUCUGCAUUUGGUUUUCAGUGCCAAUGUGGUACGGGUUGACAUGGAUUUGUACCGGAUAUAUUCUCUCAGCGCCGAAUGAGCAUACCUCGAGGUUCAUAAAGGACAAUAUAAAAGAGAUAUUCGAAUUGAAGAUUGAUGCGUAUGUUUACUUGGGACCAUUUCUCUACGAGAGAGCUGAUAAUGGAACUGUUAAUGUGCACAUUGUGCCAUUUAUUGGGCUGGCCAUAAUUUCUGGAACCAUUAUAUCUUCUGUCACAAUCGUCCUCGUCUUUGGUAUUUUAUGCUACCAAAAAAUCAGUUGUCUCGUUGCCAUCACAGUAGGCUCUGGCAAACUUAUCAAACUUCAGCGUCAACUUUUCUUCGCACUUGUCAUUCAAACUCUUGUACCAUUUCUUUUAAUGCAUAUCCCAGCAGCUAUAAUGUUUGCAUUUGUCUUCCUGGACAUUGAUCUAGGUGUCUACAGUGCAGUUGUAUCAAUGACCAUUGCAAUUUAUCCGGCAGUUGAUCCUAUUCCGACGCUGGUUAUUGUGAAAAACUACAGAAAAGCCAUUAUCAGCUACUUGUCAUUAGAAUGCGUUAGGAAAUCUCCAGUCCCUGCAACUAUCCCCAAAAUGAACACAGGACUAUAA
Caenorhabditis elegans is the source of this 1029-nucleotide messenger RNA. It is a transcript of the gene str-226, whose product is annotated as Serpentine receptor class r-10. The transcript is spliced from 6 exons. The coding region runs from base 1 to 1029 and encodes 342 amino acids. NCBI's taxonomy places the organism in Eukaryota, Metazoa, Nematoda, Chromadorea, Rhabditida, Rhabditidae. Gene Ontology annotation, biological process: detection of chemical stimulus involved in sensory perception of smell. The record is from RefSeq and is marked reviewed. Gene Ontology annotation, cellular component: ciliary membrane.